Odontomachus brunneus is the source of this 2051-nucleotide messenger RNA. RefSeq names its product protein phosphatase 1 regulatory subunit 7-like. Lineage: Eukaryota; Metazoa; Arthropoda; Insecta; Hymenoptera; Formicidae. Gene Ontology annotation, molecular function: protein binding. The record is from RefSeq and is a predicted model, not a curated record. The transcript has 5 exons. Bases 353 to 1321 code for a protein of 322 amino acids.
ACCUUCUUCAGCGGAGACUUGAACCUUGACACUUUACAGUUUGGAUGACAUCAUGCUCCAUGUAGUGUGUGAUUGAUUUGUUAUUUAUAUUAUUAGCGGAAGGGAGGACUUAUGGGAGUUUCCUUCUUAUAAUUUGAGCUUACUUACGUCCUUUUAUACAUAUGGUGCAGUGUUCGUAAUUAUUUCUUACCAUCGUUAAUGAAUCAUAGCGCGUUAUCAAGGACGCCGGCAAAUUGUAGGAAAGUUUGACGUAGAAAUAUUUUCGUGUGUGUGAUUUUAAUAGUGAAUGACCGAUUAGAUCCAUCAAACCGUCGCACAUCAUUGUUUUCGUCGUACAACAGUCCCGAUAAUAAUGGCUACUCACGAAGAGGAUAGAAGCGAGUGUUCCGCCGAGAUGGACGUCGAUAAUGAAGGAGAAGAAGCCGAGGAGCCCGACAAGAUAUUAAUAAUAGAUCCUGAUAGCGAAGAAUUGGAUUUUAAUCAUUCAAAACUGACAAAGUUAGAAAAUCUGGAACCACUGACACAAAUACGUAGAUUAUGCUUCACAUGGAACUUGAUUAAGAAGAUAGAAAAUCUCGAUAUGCUUACUACUUUGGUAGAACUAGAAUUAAGGGAUAAUCAAAUUGUGACUAUAGAAAAUCUGGAUGCUCUUGUGAAUCUAGAACUCUUGGACUUGUCAUUUAAUCGUAUUAAGAAGAUAGAAGGGCUGGAUAAUUUAUUAAAUUUGCAAAAGUUAUUCUUAUCAUCAAAUAAGAUUUCACAUAUUGAAAAUAUUUCACAUUUGAUAAAUCUUACAACACUUGAAUUAGGUGACAACAAAAUACGUGAAAUUGAAAAUCUAGAAGGUCUCCAAAAACUGACCAAUUUAUAUCUUGGUAAAAACAAAAUCACUAAGAUCCAAAACUUGGAGAGCUUGCAGGACCUCACAUUGUUAAGUCUCCAGAGCAAUCGUAUUACAAAAAUUGAGAAUAUUGAAGAAUUAAGAAAUUUAGAUCAAUUAUACUUGUCGGAGAAUGGUAUAAUGUACAUAGAAGGCAUAGAAAAUUUUCCAGGAUUAACAACUCUGGAUCUAGCAAAUAACAAAAUAAAAAAAAUUCAAAAUAUGGAUCAUUUAGAAAAUCUAGAGGAGUUCUGGAUGAAUAAUAACGAGAUCGAAGACUGGAACACAUUGGAGGGUUUAACAACCAACAAAAAAUUGCGGACUGUUUAUCUGGAGUAUAAUCCUAUCGCGAAAGACCCAAAUUACAGGAGAAAGAUUAUGUUAUUACUGCCGUGGCUCGAGCAGCUGGAUGCGACUCUCUGUAAGAGAAAAAUAUGCUAACAGUGGAGAGAAUAGCAGUAAGCUCAAAUGUAUGGCGCUUACAGAAAAAUAGCGCAAUUAUUUAUGAAGAAUAAAUCCAUGUGUCUUCGUCCAUGUGAUGAACGGAGAAAGAAAACCGUAUCGUUGUUAUUUCCGUUUGUAGCUUCAAAUAUCUUUGUAGAGCUAUUAUAACGAUACGCAGCUUAACGAUUAUACUUAUACACCUAAGAUGUAAUAGAUGUUAGACUGUUGUCGAACCAAUGUUGGUACUCCCUUAUGAUGGUUCGUUUCUCCAAAACUUUAUUUACUGUGAGAAAGAUACUCGAGUCUUGUUUUCUCCUACGACGAGCUAUGGAAGAAUAUAACGUUAUUCCAAUCCUAAUAUAUGUAUAUUUCUGCUCUCCGAUCUAAUCACACUAUUAUCUAUUGUAUUAUGCACUUCUGAUAAAAUUUGUUCAAUCUACAUAUACCUAUUAAUAAUAGUGAAAAGAUUUAGAUAGAUAUACACCUCUAAAUAGUGUCUCAGUUUAUCUACAAAAUAAUUCUUUCUGAAGUAUAUAUUUCCUUUUGAUAGUAUUGUCAUAUUAAGGAUUAAUAUAUUGUAAAAAUGAUGUUCUUUUAUAUUUUACAGCAGCAUAAGAAUGCAGCUUUUUUAAUUACUAUUUUAUUAAUUUGUCUUGGUAAUUAUUGUUGAAAUGUAAUGAUCAUUUGAGCUUAUAUGAAUAAACAAUUAUUGAAUGUCUCACUUGUA